AUGGAAUUUCAUGUCUACAAAGCUUUUUUGUUCAUCUUUUUCUUCUACCUCUCAGCAGUUCGAGCUCAGCAAGCUGUAGAUUUCGGUUCAAUCUGGGUCGUACCUGAUGGCACCCAGCCAGAUCUUUCACAAACAUUCAGACAAGGUCUCACUCUCCAGAUUACUUGGUUUGGGGCGCCAGAUAACUAUCAAUUUGAUACCUUGACGAAUUUGUGGGUCACAUCGUGGGAGUAUGAAAAGACUGCAUACAGCCAGUUACUUGAAGGGAAUAUCAACGCCAACGAUAGCGGUACUCAUGACUGGACAAUCGAUAUUCCAACUAGUGUUUUAGGCAAGACCGCGAAAUACGUUCUUCGAUUCAAAAGCCUUAAUCCUGCAUUCAACCCCGACUCUCGUGAUGUGUCGAGUCCAGCAUUCUUGGUCAUCACUGGAGAUUCUGCUUCAUCCUCUAGAACUUCUACUUCAUCCUCUACCACUUCUGCCUCUGCUGUUUCUUCCUCGUCCUCCAUGAUUACUUCUGUUCCGACACUUUCCACUUCCGCGGUUUCCUCGACUCAGACAUCUAUUUCUGCCACUGGAGCGAUUGCGAGUUCAACAGCAGCUGAUACGAUAUACAGGGAUAAAUACACUAAGCUUAGUGGUGGAUUGGCAGCAGGUAUUGCUGUUGCAUCUGUGGCUAUACUUUGCGCAGUCCUUGGGUUGGCAUACUUUCUGUACAAACGAAGGAAAAAUAAGAGAGAUCCUGCAACACAACCAUUGACAGAGCAUCCUACGGGCUCUUUGACAAAAUCUCCAAUAUAUCAUGAAGCACCAAAUCAGCAAGCAGCAGUACCUUCUGAGAAAGCAGCUGAGCUUGGCGUUGAAGAACGACCAGUGGAGUUAGAGGGUUAG
Botrytis porri is the source of this 891-nucleotide messenger RNA. RefSeq lists its product as uncharacterized. The record is from RefSeq and is a predicted model, not a curated record. Bases 1 to 891 code for a protein of 296 amino acids. Lineage: Eukaryota; Fungi; Ascomycota; Leotiomycetes; Helotiales; Sclerotiniaceae. The transcript is spliced from 2 exons.